UCCAAAUUUCAAGUUACACAUGAAAAAUUCACCAGUAUUUAUUACAUAUUUAUUUGGCUUCACUAUGAGAGAAAUUGUACAUAUUCAGGCUGGACAAUGUGGAAACCAGAUUGGUUCAAAGUUCUGGGAAGUCAUAUCUGAUGAACAUGGAAUUACACCAACAGGUAACUUUGCUGGUGAAUCCGACCUACAGCUUGAGCGGAUCAAUGUCUACUAUACUGAGGCAAGAGGUGGAAAGUAUGUACCUCGGGCUAUCCUCGUAGAUCUAGAACAAGGAACUCUGGAUUCAGUGAGAUCAGGACCAUUCGGACAGAUCUUCCGGCCCGACAACUUUGUGUUCGGUCAAGGGGGAGCUGGUAACAACUGGGCCAAGGGACAUUACACUGAGGGGGCAGAGCUGGCAGAUACCACCCUUGAUCUCAUCAGACAGGAGGCAGAGGCUUGUGACUGUCUUCAGGGUUUCCAGCUAGUGCACUCACUUGGAGGUGGUACUGGCUCUGGGAUGGGUACCUUGCUUAUUUCAAAGAUCAGGGAAGAAUACCCUGAUAGAAUCAUCAUGACAUUUAGUAUUAUCCCUUCUCCCAAGGUGUCUGAUACCGUGGUGGAACCUUACAACGCUACAUUAUCCAUCCACUACCUUGUAGAAAAUGCUGAUGAAGUUUACAUGAUUGACAACGAAGCGUUGUAUGACAUCUGCUACAGGACUCUGAAACUGUCUGCUCCAACAUAUGGUGACUUGAACCAUCUCAUCUCAGUUGCUAUGUCCGGAAUCACAACAUGUUUUAGAUUUCCUGGUCAACUGAAUGCAGACUUGAGAAAGAUCUGUGUAAACAUGGUCCCAUUCCCACGACUCCAUUUCUUCAUGCCCGGGUUUGCUCCUCUUGUGUCCAGGGGAGGUCAGGCGUACCGAGCACUCACUGUGCCAGAGCUUACCAAACAGCUAUUUGAUGCCAAGAACAUGAUGUGUGCUGCUGACCCCCAUCGUGGCAAGUAUCUCACUGUGGCCAUCAUCUUCAGAGGUAGAAUGUCUAUGAAAGAAGUCGAUGAGCAAAUGCUCAAUGUGCAGAACAAGAACUCUACCUAUUUUGUGGAAUGGAUUCCGAACAAUGUGAAGACAGCGGUUUGUGACAUCCCACCUCGGGGCCUUCGUAUGAGUGGCACAUUCAUAGGCAACACAACUGCUAUCCAGGAACUGUUCAAGAGAGUUCAGGAACAGUAUUCAGCAAUGUUUCGCAGGAAAGCAUUCCUUCACUGGUACACUGGCGAAGGAAUGGAAGAAAUGGAAUUUACAGAAGCAGAAUCAAAUUUGAUGGAUUUGGUGUCAGAAUAUCAACAAUAUCAGGAUGCACCAGCUGAUGAUGACUUCGAAGAAAGAGAUUCUGUGAGCCUCGAAGAGUAUGACGAUUAGAUAGUUACAGAUUCAGAAUUCAUUACAACACUUUCAUUGAA
Messenger RNA from Homalodisca vitripennis (glassy-winged sharpshooter), 1449 nucleotides. Its product is annotated as tubulin beta chain-like. Gene Ontology annotation, cellular component: microtubule; cytoplasm. The transcript has 6 exons. The coding region runs from base 20 to 1408 and encodes 462 amino acids. Gene Ontology annotation, molecular function: structural constituent of cytoskeleton; GTPase activity; GTP binding. Gene Ontology annotation, biological process: mitotic cell cycle; microtubule cytoskeleton organization. Lineage: Eukaryota; Metazoa; Arthropoda; Insecta; Hemiptera; Cicadellidae. The record is from RefSeq and is a predicted model, not a curated record.